Messenger RNA from Humulus lupulus (European hop), 579 nucleotides. Its product is annotated as ornithine aminotransferase, mitochondrial-like. The record is from RefSeq and is a predicted model, not a curated record. Gene Ontology annotation, molecular function: identical protein binding; pyridoxal phosphate binding; L-ornithine transaminase activity. Bases 1 to 579 code for a protein of 192 amino acids. The transcript is spliced from 5 exons. Gene Ontology annotation, cellular component: cytoplasm. Lineage: Eukaryota; Viridiplantae; Streptophyta; Magnoliopsida; Rosales; Cannabaceae.
AUGGAGAGCCUCCCCACCACAAUGAACGGACCCUUGUUGCCUGGUCAUCUCAAAGUUGAUUUUGGUGAUUUGGUAGCCCUUGAAAAAGCUUUUAAUGAAAAUGGAGAUCGGAUAGCUGGAUUUUUGUUUGAACCCAUCCAAGGAGAAGCUGGGGUUGUUAUUCCCCACGAUGGUUAUUUAAAAUCUGUAAAAGAGCUUUGCUCAAAAUACAAUAUUUUAAUGAUUGCUGAUGAAAUCCAAUCUGGCUUAGCUAGAUCGGGAAAAUUGCUGGCUUGUGAUUGGGAAGAAGUUCGCCCAGAUGUAGUGAUAUUAGGAAAAGCCUUGGGUGGUGGAGUGAUCCCUGUAAGUGCAGUUCUUGCAAACAAAGAUGUGAUGCUCUGUAUCCGACCUGGAGAGCAUGGAAGUGGUGUGGAUCAUGCAGAGCAAUUCACCAUACCCGUAGUUGUUGGGUCGGAAGCGAACGCCGUGAAUGAUCUUAUCAACGCUGACCCCGCCGUGAACAAGGCUGCGUACCUAUUCACUGUGGAAAAUCUUAACCUUCACAAGCUGUCCCCAGUUUCAAAUCCCAGGUUGCUGUAG